CCCCACCAUCCAGUCUCUCUCCAAAUCUUGGGACACAAAGGCCACCGUACUGAAAUAUAGAUUGACAGAGGCGGGGCGGAAACCAGCGAGCGAGCGAGCUCCGCACGGACCCGGUCCGACGAGAUGCUCAACAAGCGGCCGAGGAGCAUGGUGAUGCGCCGGAAGGUCAGCUUGGCGUCCAUGCCGUCGGUGCAGAGGCGGGUGCGCCAGGUGAGCGGCGACAACAAGCAGGCACGCACGAGGCCGAUCUUUUUUGUGUCGCCUUGCGCCGAGGAGAUGGGUGCCGGAGGCGGCGGCCACCACUCUCUGAAGAGGGACGCAUUUACCGGGCUGUGGAUGACGGCGGCGUUCCUGGCGGCCUGCGGCAUCUGCGCCAAACCCCUCGCUGGCAAGGAUGCUUAUAUCUACAGGAGUGAGUUUGCAUUCUGCACCAUGGAGUGCAGGGAGAAGUACAUCGAGAAAGACAUAAAGAUGGAAAAUAAGCGCCGCCUCAUAUCCAUCAGGAAGGCCCCGUCAGACCAGUCCGGCAGCGGCGGGGGCUCGUGCAGCGGGACAGGCAAACCCAUUUAGCUUAUACUAGCUCUCAAAAAAAAAAUUAAGUGUCAUAGACAUAUGUGGUACAAUCUCCACCAUGUUUAAGCCGUCUAUCCAUGUAUACAAGUACAAGGUAGUAGUCUCAAAUAAUGGUCGAAUAAUGGUCGGCUACAUCCCCGUUUCAUGAGCCAGUUCCGCCGCUUCGUGGUUGAUAUGGAGCUGCGAGAUAUUUACCUCAUACUCAGUCCAAGGAGCAGGACAAC
This is a messenger RNA of Triticum urartu, 797 nucleotides long. RefSeq lists its product as uncharacterized. NCBI's taxonomy places the organism in Eukaryota, Viridiplantae, Streptophyta, Magnoliopsida, Poales, Poaceae. The record is from RefSeq and is a predicted model, not a curated record.